This is a messenger RNA of Erythranthe guttata (spotted monkey flower), 1818 nucleotides long. Its product is annotated as rho GTPase-activating protein 1. Gene Ontology annotation, biological process: signal transduction. The record is from RefSeq and is a predicted model, not a curated record. Lineage: Eukaryota; Viridiplantae; Streptophyta; Magnoliopsida; Lamiales; Phrymaceae. Gene Ontology annotation, molecular function: GTPase activator activity.
UGUGUGUAUAUAAUUGUACUAGUCUAAACCAUAAUAUUUUAAUUGUAGCAUCAUCAAAACUAAGUGUUACUUAAAAGCAUGAGAAAAAAAUAAAAUUAAAAUUAAAAUAAGGUAGAAAGAUAUGUGAUGAUGUAAAAGUCUCACCCUCCACAAACCUUUACCUUAAAUCCAACUCUACUCUCAAAUAGACAAGUCCAUAUGAAUUAAUUAAAACCCACUCACCAAACUCUCUGUUACUAUUCAAUUCUUGAUUACUUUCCCUCCCACCAUAAAAAAACCCCUUAAAAAUUCAAUCUUGAAACACACACUACACGCACCUUCCUCAACUUACUUCACCUUCAACUCCAUUCACACCUACAAAAAAAAAAAUAGUAAUGGGUUUUGCCCCAAAACCCACAAGUCCUCUGUUUAUAGUAUUUCAGCUGCUGCUUUGUACACAAGAAACUGUACAAAUACACAAAUAGGAGACAGAAAUUUUAAGGAACCCCAUUUGGUGGGUUUGUUUGUUUGUAAUAAGUUGGGGUUGAAGAGGUGGUAAUGGAGAUUGGGUGCCCUACAAAUGUGAGGCAUGUUGCCCACGUCACCUUUGAUAGGUUCAAUGGCUUCCUUGGCCUCCCUGUUGAGUUUGAACCUGAAGUUUCUAGAAGGCCUCCUAGUGCAAGUACGAGAGUUUUCGGAGUUUCCACGGAGUCUAUGCAGCUUUCUUUCGACACUAGGGGCAAUUGUGUCCCUACUAUAUUACUCAUGAUGCAACGACGCUUGUAUUCGCAAGGCGGCCUGCAGUCUGAGGGAAUCUUCAGAAUUAAUCCCGAAAACGGGCAGGAAGAGUACGCUAGGGAACAACUAAAUAACGGAUUAAUUCCGGAUAAUAUCGAUGUUCAUUGCUUAGCAGGUCUAAUUAAGGCCUGGUUUAGAGAACUUCCAAGAGGGAUAUUGGAUUCUCUCACACAGGAGCAGGUAAUGCAGGCCCAAUCAGAAGAGGACUGCACUCGUCUCGUGACUCUACUUCCGCAAACAGAAUCAUCUUUAUUGGAUUGGGCAAUAAAUCUUAUGGCCGAUGUUGCCCAAAUGGAACAUCUCAACAAGAUGAACUCUCGUAAUAUCGCAAUGGUUUUCGCUCCCAAUAUGACUCAGAUGUCGGAUCCUAUGACAGCACUAAUGUAUGCUGUACAAGUGAUGAAUUUUCUCAAGACUUUGAUUGUGAAAACGUUAAAGGGAAGAGAAGAUUCUAUAGUAGAAUCUGCUCCUUCGAUGCAGUUAGAGCCUUCAGACGAAGAUGAAGAAGAAGAAGCUAGUGUAGCCAAUGAAAUUAAAAUGAAUGCAACUGAAUCUAAAACGAACAAUGAAGAAACUCAUGGUUUUGUAAGUUGUAUUGAAAAUAUCUCGUCGUCCGAUGAAAAGGGAGUUGUGGGAGUUGAUAGUGGAAGUGGGAUAACUCAAUCAAGAAACGGGAGGUCGAAAAGUGGGCGACGAAAUGAUUCAAAUAACUGUAAGAAAGGAUCAAGAACAUAUAGUCAAGUUAAUGGUGUUGCAGAGAAAAAUAAGGAAAUAGGCGUAAAUAGCUAUGUGAAUUCACGUGCAGAGCGAUUGGAGGCGUGGAGAUGAACGAACUUGUUUGAAUAUAUAUUUUUAUUUGGCGUUGUAAUUUUCGAUCGUUUGGAUUUGUUCGAAUAUAUUUUUAUUGACUUCCUGGGUUUGGAGUUGUUUUUAACUUGUGAGUGGCAAAUUCCAUGUAUUAUUAGUGUUUACCUUUGCAUGAUCUCAUUGUAUAGACUAUCUCUAUGAGUGUUGAAUUUGAAUGUAAUUUAUCUUCAUUUU